Messenger RNA from Carassius carassius (crucian carp), 2302 nucleotides. Its product is annotated as pannexin-1-like. The record is from RefSeq and is a predicted model, not a curated record. Lineage: Eukaryota; Metazoa; Chordata; Actinopteri; Cypriniformes; Cyprinidae. Gene Ontology annotation, molecular function: channel activity. Gene Ontology annotation, biological process: monoatomic cation transport; positive regulation of interleukin-1 production. The coding region runs from base 35 to 1321 and encodes 428 amino acids. The transcript has 8 exons.
UUGACACUUAUUGUAGCUACAUUUAAUCUCAAUAAUGGCAAUAGCACGCGUUGCCACCGAAUAUGUGUUUUCUGAUUUUUUAUUGAAAGAGCAGAGUGACUCUAAGUAUAAAGGCCUGCGUCUGGAACUGGCAACAGACAAACUGGUCACUUUUAUCGCGGUUGGGCUUCCUUUGUUACUCAUCUCACUCGCCUUUGCACAAGAAGUCUCUGUGGGUACUCAGAUCACAUGUUUUCCACCCACUAACUUCACAUUGAGACAGGCUGCAUAUGUGGACUCCUUCUGCUGGGCUGCAGUAGAGCAUCACCCUUCAGAAAAUGGAGCUGAUAGCGCCCCCCUUAAUCUACACAAGUUCUUUCCGUAUAUCCUUCUGCUGGUUGCAACUCUCAUGUAUAUUCCUGCUCUCUUCUGGCGCUUCACGGCUGCCCCUUCCCUAUCUUCUGACCUCAGUUUUAUCAUGGAGGAACUUGACCGUUGCUACAACCGUGCCAUCCGCCUCACCAAGAGCCUCACAACCAAACACGACAAAGACAUUGUAGAAGACCCACACAGUGGUCUUGAAAUGACUGAAGCUUGUUUUAAGUACCCUCUUGUAGAGCAGUACUUAAAGACAAAGCGUUCAUCUUGGGCUUUGGCUGCAAAAUAUCUGCUUUGUCGGGUUUUAACAUUCCUCACUUUACUGCUGGCCUGCUUUUAUCUGACCUACUACAUCUUUUGGGUGUCACCCAGUGACAGAGGUGGAAAUGAUCAGUUCUCCUGUAACCUUCGCAGAGGUAUAUUAGUAAAUGAGAGUGCGGUGCCAGAUGCAGUUCAGUGUAAGCUGGUGGCGGUGGGUGUUUUCCACCUGCUAAGUUGCAUGAAUCUGGUGGUGUAUUUACUGCUAGUACCGGCUGUGGUUUACGCUUCCUUCCAACCUGCUUGUCAGCACCAGCGUGCUCAGUUCCUCCGUCCAUACCACCUGUUGCCUGCUUUCGGUCACGUGCUGGAUUUGCAGCCUACAACUCGCCGUUAUGAUGACCUCAGCAUCUACCUGCUGUUCUUGGAGGAAAACCUGAGUGAGCUUAAGAGCUACAAAUGUUUGCAGGUGUUGGAGCUGCUGUCAGAGGGAGGGGAAGCUGCAUUUGACACCAUGUGUCUCCUCAGGACUCUAGGACAAGUGAGGAGUGACAUGGUGGACAGAAAACAAGCCCAAACUGGAAAUGGAAAUGCAGAGAAAGAAAUCUCUGAAAUGAAGGAUGCCUCUUCUUUUCUGCUGAAUGAUGGAGGACAGACAGAAAAAAGCUGCGGCUGUGUGGAAGAUGUAAGACACAGGGUGGUCUAACAUAUAACAAAGUCAAAUCAAAUGACACACAAUGAGUUUUUAAAUAUGAAGGAUAUGUAAGAUUAUAUAAUGCUUGUAUAUAACUGAUUAUUUACUAAUUUACUAACUGAAGAAUUGAUCUGCAUGAGGUUUUUAUGCCUUAUAUUAAUAGAAAUGGGAUGAAUGUUUUUAUAACAUGAUAAAGUUAUUAUUUGUGAGGCUGACUAAUGUUUAGACCCUAUCGUAUGCAUUAUGAAAACAAUGUUACAACAUAUAUUCUGGGGUGUCCGUUGUAGGUACAGUAUUGUUGCAACAAUGAGAUAGAAAAAAACUAAAUGGAUAAUUAAGAUUACUAACAACUGACUUCUGCCCAUGAUGCUUCUUGGUAACAAACCAUUUAAAUAAUUCCUCUUAACACAAUUAAUUUAAAUAAAAAAAAUGGCUGCAAGAGUAUAAUGUGACCAAGAAAUCUUAAGAAGUCUUUUCUUCAUAAACCAUCCAAUGCUAAUGUUUAUAUGCAUCAUCUACUUGCAAAAUUGUGGUGCAGAGGCAACAUCAUAAAACAGUUAAGAUAGAAGGGAUGUAUGCAUGUAAUUUUAUGAUGCAUGCCAACCAAAGAUUUGGGUGGGUAAGACUUAACCAUUUCUAGAUGUACUAAUGCACUGCCUAUGCAAAAAGCAGUAAUCAAACAUACGAAAUAUAAUGUAUGAUAUGUAUAAAACUAUGUAUAUGUAUAAUCAUUUUUAUUUAAUUUCUUAAUAUUUUGUAGUUGUGUAUUUAUUUGAUGUUUGUGUCAGAGAUGUUGUAAUUCUAAUUGUAAUUUUUGGUUUUAUGUCUUCUUACCUUAAUUUCUAGAUGAUACAGUAAAUUGCAUGUCUUCAGAGGUGAGCUCUUCAAAAAUGGUGCUUGUAAUCCUAAAAAGUGACUUUUAGUCUUUCAGUGACUUCAUUCAGGGAUGUAGAAUACAUACUUGUAAUGCAAUAAAAAGCACUCCAUUUCCCA